CUAAUGUACGGCAACUCUGGUCUGCGGCAAAACAAAUGCACGUGCGACGAAAUAAUUAGCAACAAAAAUGGACGAGCACGACAUAUUUAAACUAUUAACGGCGGGAGUACGGUUUACCAAGAAGCCAAAGAACCCUACCAAGCCAAGCGCAACUGUUGUCAGUUCUAAGGCUGAGCCGGAGCAGCAGCCGCAACAAGUUAAAAAGGCAGAGGAUGAAUCGGAAAACACAGAAUUUCGGCUACUCGGAGAUGCAGCCGGUGUAGCUACACCCAAGCGCAAAAAGGCCAAGGAUCAGAAAAAACUCUCAGCAGAACAGCAGGAACAGCAAAGGAUCACGGAUCAGGCGAAUGCAACAAGGAAACAGCACAGCAUAACAGCGCUGGGCAAGAACAUUCCAGCGCCCGUGUUAAGCUUUGAUGAGCUGAUUAGGGAUUACAAGCUACUGCCGCGCCUGCAGCAGAACGUACUCUCGUACGGCUUCUCCCAGCCCACGCCCAUCCAAAUGCAAGCACUACCGGUGCUGUGCCAGAAACGGGCUCUAAUGGCCUGUGCACCCACGGGUUCUGGAAAGACAUUGGCCUUUCUCACCCCCAUUAUCAAUGGCCUGCGCUCCCAUAAGACGUCCGGGCUGAGGGCAUUGGUCUUGGCCCCAACGCGCGAGCUAGCGCAGCAAAUCUACCGCGAGUGCUCGGAGCUGACGAGGGAGACGGGUCUGCGCACACAUUUCAUCAGUAAAGUAAGCGAAGCCAAGCAAAAGCAUGGCGCAGAGUGCAAGCAGAAGUAUGAUAUCCUCAUCUCCACCCCGAAUCGGGUGAGGUUCUUGCUGCAGCAGCAACCGCCUUUGCUGGACCUCAAGGGCGUCGAGUGGUUUGUGCUGGACGAGGCGGAUCGACUGAUGGAGGAGGGUCAGAACAACUUUAAGGAGCAACUGGAUGACAUCUACGCGGCCUGCUCGCAUCCCCAGAAGUGCGUAGCCUUCUUCAGUGCUACAUACACGGUACCAGUGGCCAAGUGGGCGUUGCGGCAUCUCAAGAACCUGGUGCGCAUCACAAUCGGUGUGCAGAACAGCGCCACGGAUACAGUCCAACAGGAACUGCUAUUCGUUGGAUCCGAGAGUGGCAAGCUGGUGGCAAUGAGAGAUCUGGUGCGCCAAGGCCUUCAGCCGCCUGUUCUUGUCUUUGUCCAGAGCAAAGACCGUGCAAAGCAGCUGUUUGAAGAGCUGCUCUAUGACGGCAUCAACGUGGACGUGAUUCACGCCGAGCGUUCCCAGCAUCAACGUGAUAACUGCGUGCGCGCCUUCCGGGAGGGAAACAUUUGGGUACUGAUUUGCACGGAGCUCAUGGGUCGCGGCAUUGACUUCAAGGGCGUUAAUCUGGUGAUAAAUUACGAUUUCCCUCCCACGACCAUCUCGUACAUUCAUCGCAUUGGACGCACAGGUCGUGCCGGCCGUCCAGGCCGUGCCAUUACCUUCUUCACCCAGGAUGAUACGGCCAAUUUGAGAAGCAUUGCCUUGAUCAUUAAGAACUCGGGCGGUUCUGUGCCGGAAUACAUGCUGCAAAUGAAGAAAGUUCGCAAGUCGGAGGCCAAAAUGCGUGCCAAGAAGCCACUGGAUCGCGAGGAUAUAUCCACAAGGAUACGACCAGAGGCUAAGGCAGAGACGACGACCCAGAAAUCUGCAAAGCAGCAGAAACUUCAGAAAACGGAAAAGUUUCUCAAAAAGCACGAGGGCAGGGAAAAGGCUACCAAAACGACACCCAAAACUGAAAAUGGUCUGCAAAAACUCAAGAAUAAGGCUAUUGAGCCAAAACUGAAAAAGCUGAAAAAAAUUAAAACAAAUUUAAAAGCCUAGAAAGUCAAAAAUAAAAGGCGUAAAAGUAUGUUU
Messenger RNA from Drosophila obscura, 1882 nucleotides. It is a transcript of the gene ais, whose product is annotated as probable ATP-dependent RNA helicase DDX52. The record is from RefSeq and is a predicted model, not a curated record. The transcript has 3 exons. Gene Ontology annotation, biological process: maturation of SSU-rRNA. The coding region runs from base 68 to 1849 and encodes 593 amino acids. NCBI's taxonomy places the organism in Eukaryota, Metazoa, Arthropoda, Insecta, Diptera, Drosophilidae. Gene Ontology annotation, molecular function: nucleic acid binding; RNA helicase activity; ATP binding.